AUGAAAAGUUGGAAACCAAUUUCGAACCACACUUCUUUCCCAGCUAGCAAAGCCCAAGCAAACCCGACGACCCGAAUUCUCCACAGGCGGAUUAUGCAUAACUACUACUCUCCCGACCUGUUUUACGCGACCCGGAUAGUAAAAACAACGUCCUGGUCCCCGCACGCAACUUGUUCGACGAAACUCCCCAACGAACCGUCUUCUUCUGGAACUCCAUCAUCCGGAAUCCACGAAUUCCGUGCCCCAUUCCGGCUGUUUGAACGCAUGCUGCGUUCUGAAAUCCGGCCCGAUAACUUCACUUCGGCUGCAUGGCCCGAUAAGACAUUGCGGGUCGUACAUGUGAAAGUUGUUUUUCCUUCUGGCUCGGCUAAGAUUUUAAUUACAACAGCACGCUCGUGGGCUGUUAUCCGAAAUCGGGCUUUUUUUUUUUGUGAGGCCCGCCAUGUGUUUCGUGGGAUUAACGAGCUCGAUUUGGUUCUAAUGGAACGCGAUGAUUUCUGGUUACAGAACUAG
Messenger RNA from Striga hermonthica, 513 nucleotides. The record is from the annotation of a GenBank genome assembly. Lineage: Eukaryota; Viridiplantae; Streptophyta; Magnoliopsida; Lamiales; Orobanchaceae.